Molecule: messenger RNA, 1642 nt
Organism: Talaromyces stipitatus ATCC 10500
Lineage: Eukaryota; Fungi; Ascomycota; Eurotiomycetes; Eurotiales; Trichocomaceae
Product: proteasome regulatory particle subunit Rpt4, putative
Exons: 3
Coding region: 309-1541 (410 amino acids)
Biological process (GO): positive regulation of RNA polymerase II transcription preinitiation complex assembly
Cellular component (GO): proteasome regulatory particle, base subcomplex; cytosolic proteasome complex
Molecular function (GO): proteasome-activating activity; ATP hydrolysis activity; ATP binding
Source: RefSeq, a predicted model, not a curated record
GGAGAGAUGCGGAGGGCAUCGUCAUCGCUGCCUUUAUUCUCAGGCAUCAAGGCAUCAACAAGGCACAUGUUUGCACUGUUUGUACGUGGUCCAUGCGUGCUGUUGGAUGCGGUCACGUGAGGCUACGUAUCGGAAGGAGCAGCUGGAGCUUGUGGAAGGAAGCUCACCAAACCAUCAGAACACUACAUCGUCCCUCUUCUCGGCAACUUUUAUUUCGAUUUCCUGUGCUUCUGCAGUAGACAGCUAGUUAUUUGAUAAUAUUCUAGGUCUUUUACCAAGCGUUACAGAACCACUGGUUCUCCGUCACGAUGAGCGGCGCUGGCGACCCCGAGAGGAACCAGGCCAUCGAAGAUUACAAAAAGACACUUUUGGAUCUCCGAGAAUGGGAGGCGAAGCUCAAGUCCUUGCGCAUGGAGAUCAAGGACUCCCAGAAAGAGUACGAUAUAACAGAAGAAAACAUCAAGGCACUGCAAAGUGUUGGUCAGAUCAUCGGCGAAGUUCUCAAACAGCUAGAUGAAGAACGAUUCAUCGUCAAAGCAUCGUCUGGUCCGAGGUACGUCGUUGGGUGUCGUUCUAAAGUCGACAAGUCGAAGCUCAAACAAGGCACGCGUGUUGCUCUUGAUAUGACAACGCUUACGAUCAUGCGAAUGUUACCCCGUGAAGUCGAUCCUUUGGUUUACAACAUGUCACUGGAAGACCCAGGACAGGUCAAUUUUGCUGGAAUCGGUGGUUUGAACGACCAGAUUCGAGAACUGCGAGAAGUCAUUGAGCUACCCUUGAAGAACCCAGAACUUUUUAUGCGAGUCGGUAUCAAGCCGCCAAAGGGUGUCUUAUUGUAUGGCCCUCCAGGCACAGGAAAGACGCUGCUUGCAAGGGCUGUGGCAAGUUCUUUGGAAACUAACUUUUUGAAAGUGGUGUCAUCUGCCAUCGUCGACAAAUACAUCGGUGAAUCGGCACGAUUAAUUCGAGAAAUGUUCGGAUACGCAAAGGAGCACGAACCCUGUAUUAUUUUCAUGGACGAAAUCGAUGCUAUCGGCGGUCGGCGUUUCUCCGAAGGAACUUCAGCGGAUCGUGAAAUUCAACGAACCUUAAUGGAACUACUCAAUCAACUCGAUGGUUUCGACUAUCUUGGAAAGACAAAGAUUAUCAUGGCUACGAAUCGACCUGAUACCCUUGACCCCGCUCUUCUGCGUGCUGGUCGUCUGGACCGGAAGAUCGAAAUUCCUCUUCCUAACGAGGUUGGCCGCUUGGAGAUUCUCAAGAUUCAUGCCAGUACAGUGGUGACAGAGGGCGAAAUUGAUUUUGAGAGUAUAGUGAAGAUGAGUGAUGGCCUCAACGGAGCCGACUUGCGUAACGUUGUGACUGAAGCGUAUGUAUUUCUUCCGUUGAACUUCAGAAUUACUGUUAACAGUUAUUACAGUGGUUUCUUUGCAAUCAAAGAUGAACGUGACUCUAUCAACCAAGACGAUUUCAACAAGGCGGUUCGCAAGGUGGCCGAGGCAAAGAAACUCGAGGGCAAAUUGGAGUACCAGAAACUAUAAGAGACGGAGCCAAUCCCUACGUAUAUGUUUCUUCUUCGUGUAUAAUGGCGAUGCAUGUAAAUUAGAUAGAUGCUAUUGCAAUUUACCUACUGCAUUCCAUG